Messenger RNA from Doryrhamphus excisus (bluestripe pipefish), 4838 nucleotides. Lineage: Eukaryota; Metazoa; Chordata; Actinopteri; Syngnathiformes; Syngnathidae. The record is from RefSeq and is a predicted model, not a curated record.
CACACACACAGGCAGGAGUGUAUAACAGUGCCUGCGCUCAGCUGAUGCAUUCGGUCUGCUUCCAGCCUCUGCAUUUCAUUCAGAGUGGCGUGGAUCACAAAGUUCUUCUUGGUGUCCGUCUUCCCCCCCCCUGGUGUGACCACCAAGGAGGAGGAUAAAUGGGGACUUUAGGGACAGCAUCAGGAUAAGGAUGGUUCUGGAAAGACUCAGCAUCACUCUUCUCGUCAUCGCUCCAUUGUAGGCUGGACUAUUGUUUUGGCAGGAACAUGUCACAAACGAGGAGGAGUGCAUUCAGCCGGACCGCCAGCAGCGUCAGGAUGAGCUCGGACGGCAGCGGCGGCGGCCGGCCAGCCAAGGUGGGCUCCCUGGUGGAGGUGAUCGGCAAGGGGCAGCGCGGCACGGUGGCCUACAUCGGCACCACGCUUUUCGCCUCGGGCAAAUGGGUCGGCGUCAUCCUGGACGAGGCCAAAGGCAAGAACGACGGCACCGUGCAGGGCAAGCGCUAUUUCACCUGCGAGGAGAAUCACGGCAUAUUCGUCAGACAGUCGCAGAUCCAGCUGGUUGAUGAUGGCGCCGACACCACGUCCCCAGAGACCCCCGAGUCCAGCACCACAAAGGUUCCCAAACGAGACAUGCUGGAGACGUCCAAGUCAACCAAACUGCGAGGAGUCAAGCCCAAAAAGACUCCAGCACCUCGCAAGACCACGGCCAGAAGGCCCAAGCAGACCAGCCGCCCCCCCGGGUCCACGACCAAGGGACAGACAUCCGGCUCGGCCUCUGCAUCGGCUGGGGAGAUGAGCAGCAGCGAGCCCAGCACGCCCGCCCAAACCCCUCUAGCCGCCCCGGUCAUCCCCACACUCCACUCUCCUGGGAACCCUCCCCCCCUGCAUCCCGUCCCCAGCAAGGAGGAGGAAGCGCUGCGGGCUCAGGUGAAGGACCUGGAGGAGAAGCUGGAGACCCUGAAGAUGAAGCGCACGGAGGACAAGGCCAAGCUGAAGGAGCUGGAGAAGCACAAGAUCCAGCUGGAACAGCUGCAGGAGUGGAGGACCAAGAUGCAGGAGCAGCAGGCCGAGCUGCAGAAGCAACUCAAGGAGGCCAAAAGGGAAGCCAAAGAAGCCCUGGAGGCCAAGGAGCGCUACAUGGAGGAGAUGUCUGACACCGCCGACGCCAUCGAGAUGGCCACGCUGGACAAGGAGAUGGCUGAGGAGCGCGCAGAGUCUCUGCAGCUGGAGGUGGACUCCAUGAAGGAGAAGGUGGAGGAGCUCACCAUGGACCUGGAGAUCCUCAAACACGAGAUUGAAGAGAAAGGCUCUGAUGGCGCUGCGUCCAGCUACCAUGUCAAGCAGCUGGAGGAGCAGAACAGCAGACUGAAGGAAGCCCUGGUCAGGAUGCGUGAUCUAUCGGCAUCUGAGAAGCAGGAGCAUGUGAAGUUGCAGAAGCAGAUGGAGAAGAAGAACGUGGAGCUGGAUGCUCUGAGGGGCCAGAAGGAGAAGCUGCAGGAAGAAAUGUCCGUGUCAGAAAAGACCAUUGAUGAGCUGAAAGAGCAGGUGGAUGCCGCUUUGGGGGCUGAGGAGAUGGUGGAGACCCUGACUGAGAGAAACCUGGAUCUGGAGGAGAAGGUCAGGGAGCUGAGGGAGACCGUCACAGACCUGGAGGCCAUCAAUGAGAUGAACGACGAGCUGCAGGAGAACGCCCGGGAGACGGAGCUGGAGCUGAGGGAGAUGCUGGAUCUGGGCGGGGCCCGCGUGCGAGAGGCUGAGAAGCGUGUGGAAGCCGCGCAGGAGACGGUCGCUGACUACCAGCAGACCAUCAAGAAGUACCGCGAGCUCACGGCUCACCUGCAGGAAGUGAACCGAGAGCUCACCAGCCAGCAGGAAGCCUCCGCGGAGCUCCAACAGCAGCCGCCCGCAGAGAUGUUUGACUUUAAAAUCAAGUUUGCCGAAACCAAGGCCUACGCUAAGGCCAUCGAGAUGGAGCUGAGGAAGAUGGAGGUCAGUCAGGCCAACCGACACGUGUCCCUCCUGACCACCUUCAUGCCGGAGUCCUUCCUCCGUCAUGGCGGAGACCACGACUGCAUCUUGGUGCUGCUGCUCAUCCCCCGACUCGUCUGCAAGGCGGAGCUAGUCAGCAAGCAAGCUCAGGAGAAGUUUGACCUCAACGAGAAUUGCGUGGAAAGAACUGGACUCAGGGGGUCCCUGGGGGAGCAGCUGAGCUUCGCCGGCGGUCUGGUUUACUCCCUCAGUCUACUGCAGGCCACGCUCCACAAAUAUGAACAAGCCCUGUCCCAGUGCGGCGUGGAGGUCUACAAGAAGAUCGGCUCUCUGUACCCUGAGAUGAGCGUCCACGAGCGGUCCCUGGACUUUCUCAUAGACCUGCUGCACAAAGACCAGCUGGAUGAGACGGUCAACGUGGAGCCGCUGACCAAGGCCAUCAAGUACUAUCAGCACCUGUACAGCAUCCACCUGGCGGAGGAGAGCGAAGACUGCACCAUGCAGCUGGCAGACCACAUCAGAUUCACUCAGAGCGCGUUGGACUGCAUGGCGGUGGAGGUGGGGCGUCUGAGGGCCUUCCUCCACGCGGGCCAGGAGAAGGCCGACCUGGCCGUGCUGCUCAAGGACCUGGAGACGUCCUGCAGCGACGUACGGCAGUUCUGCAAAAAGAUACGCCGCCGCAUGCCGGGCACCGACGCCCCGGGAAUCCCGACGGCGCUCAGCUUCGGCCCGCAGGUGUCGGACAUCCUGUCAGACUGCCGCAAGCACCUGACAUGGGUGGUGGCCGUGCUGCAGGAGGUGGCCGCCGCCGGGGCCCAGAUGAUGUCACCGCUGGGGGAGCAGGAGGGGCUGGCGGCCGUCAAAUUGGAGGACGUGGCGUUCAAGGCUGGUGAACAGAUUUACGGAAGCCCGGGCGCCAACCCGUACGAGUGCUUGCGUCAGUCCUGCUGCAUCGUCAUCGCCACAAUGAACAAGAUGGCCACCGCCAUGCAGGAGGGAGAGUACGACUCCGAGAGGCCUCAGACCAAGGACCCGCCCCCUGUGGACGUGCGAGCCGCCGUCCUGCGAGCAGAGAUCACGGAUGCAGAAGGUCUGGGCAUGAAACUGGAGGACAGAGAGACGGUCAUCAAGGAGCUGAAGAAGUCGUUGAAGAUUAAGGGCGAAGAACUGAGCGAGGCCAACGUCCGCCUCAGUCUGCUGGAGAAGAAGUUGGACAGUUCCUCCAGAGAUGCCGACGAGCGCGUGGAGAAGAUUCAAACCCGACUGGACGAGGCUCAGAACCUCCUCAAGAAGAAAGAGAAGGACUUUGAGGAGACGAUGGACGCCCUCCAGGCCGACAUCGACCAGCUGGAGGCAGAGAAGGCGGAGCUUAAGCAGCGCGUCAGCGGACAAUCCAAGGCGGCCGGCGACGGUGUUCGAGGCCCGUCGGGAAUAGCGUCUGUUGUCUCAGGAGCAGCAGGAGCGGGCUUGAUGUCGGGUGGCGUGGCGUCAGGCGUGGGGGUACAGGUGGUGGACUCGCCACUGCUGACUCGUCAGAUUGAAGCUCAGAGACUUUGCAUCAAGCAGCUGAAGAAUGAAAACAACUGGCUGAAGGCUGAGAAGAUGCGCAGCCAACUGGCGGCGCUGCCCCCACUCCAUGUUACCAAGCUGCCCUCCAGGGACGGCGGGGGUCAUCCGCCCGCGGUGGCGCUCUCUGGCGCCCUCUACAGGAAGACGGACCAGCUGCUGGAGACGUUACUGCAAAUGAGCGCCAACGUCAAGGUGGUGGACAUCACAGGGAAAUGUCCCGUGACCCCCAGCGCUCAGCUUCUGGAGCAGACGGCUCGCUUACAGUCUCUACGAGAUACGCUGGACAGACUCAAGGGUGAAGUCGCUGAACACGUCAUCAAACAGCAACCUGGCGCUCGAGUGUCGUCCGACUUUGCCACAUUCCCUUCUACCUGCUUCAUCAAGGCCACGGAGGAGAAGCAAGGCAAGGAGGUUCUGGUGGGGCGCGUGAUGGUACCGUGUCCUCGUGGUCAGGAGCAGGUCCACCACCUGGUCCUGACGCAGCGUCAGCUCCAGAACGUCCAUAGCCUGCUGAGGAGCUGAGCAUCGGUCCGUCGCCAUCCGAGCCCGCCGCUUUCACGCCCCGACGCUUACCCGGGAGCUUGCAUCAUCGCGAGGUCGGCUCCUGAGGUAGCUUCUCAAUGCUGCAUGUGAAUUCCGGUCCAUGAGCGUUUGUUAGCCUUGUGUAGCAUGUUAGCGUACCGUCCGUCCUCUGUAAUGUUUACAUUGAUUAGAGGCUACUUUUGCACAUCAAAGCGACAUAACGACUCUGCAAAGUCACCUUUAACCUUCUUUAGUUUGCCGCCAACUAUUUAAUUGAUGUGGAUUUAUUUAUUUUGCACUUGUACGCAACUUUUAGACACUGAGCUGCCUUUUGAAGUUCUGGUUUUAUUUAUUCUUCUUGACCGAGGCCUGUACGGACGGAGCAGGAUGUCUCCUUAUCCACAAGAAAUUUGAGAAACUCCGGAUAGGCAGAACUACAAAGCUGGUUAUGUCACAUGGAGAUCAGACCAUGUAUUGACCAAUACAAGAUCAGAGCCUACAAAAGACCCACCCACUGAUCAAUAAGUGGUCUCUGAAAAAGAUAAGAGUGAAGGAUUGGGGUAGACCUAUUUUAUCCAAAUGCGCUCGGACUUGACUUGACUGAUGACGUAAUCCAGCUUCAUAGUACUGCUUAUCCCACACCUUCAGUGUUGGUAAAGUCAGAAAAGAAAGAAAAGAUGUUGAAUAUGUUAAAAUGCGCUUCAUCGUACAGUCCUUUCAUGUGAACUUAACGGGCAAUAAAGUGUGUCAAACGCU